This is a messenger RNA of Marmota flaviventris (yellow-bellied marmot), 1269 nucleotides long. RefSeq names its product lipoyl(octanoyl) transferase 2 (gene Lipt2). Gene Ontology annotation, biological process: protein lipoylation. Gene Ontology annotation, molecular function: lipoyl(octanoyl) transferase activity. The record is from RefSeq and is a predicted model, not a curated record. Lineage: Eukaryota; Metazoa; Chordata; Mammalia; Rodentia; Sciuridae.
AUGUCGCAACCCGGGGUUCGGCUGGUGUGGCUGGGUCGCGUGCAGUAUGCCGAGCUACUGGCGCUACAAGAGCGCUGGCUGCGGCGACUGCAGGCCGAGCCUGCAACUAAGGCCUCGUCGGGGACUGAGGCGGGCGCGCUCCUGCUGUGCGAGCCCGCGGGGCCCGUUUACACAGCCGGGCUGCGCGGUGGCCUGACAUCGGAGGAAACCGCGCGGCUGCGGGCCUUGGGCGCCGAGGUGCGUGCCACAGGCCGCGGCGGCCUGGCCACCUUCCACGGUCCGGGGCAGCUGCUUUGCCACCCGUUGCUGGACUUGCGGCGCCUAGGCCUGCGCUUGCGCACUCACGUGGCGGCGCUGGAGGCGUGCGCCGUGCGCCUGUGCGAACUCCAGGGCCUCAGGGGCGCCCGCGCGCGGCCCCCGCCCUACACCGGCGUCUGGCUGGGCGAGCGCAAGGUUUGCGCGAUCGGAGUUCGUUGUGGAAGGCACAUCACAUCCCACGGCCUGGCUCUGAAUUGCUCUACGGACCUCACAUGGUUUGAGCAUAUUGUACCUUGCGGACUGGUUGGGACAGGCGUCACUUCCCUAAGUGAGGAGCUCCAGAGGCACAUCACCGUGGAUGAAAUAAUGCCAUCUUUCCUUGUGGCCUUUAAGGAGACGUACAAGUGCACACUGGUCUCGGACGACAGCCCCAGCUGAAGAGUAUUCAUGUUAUCCCAGCCAGGAUGACCCUGUCUUAGAAACCACCAAAUCUGACUUGAGUCACUGGAACCCCAGUUCUAGACCUGGCUUAUUAUUCACUGACUGUGAGACCAAGGGCAAAUCAUGAGCUCUGAACCAUUGUCUGCUUAUGUGUUGCAGUUUAAUUAUAUUAUCUUUGCCUACCUCAGGUUCUAGAUUGAAAACAUGAAAAGAAACAUAUGCUGUAUAACAUUAGUAUGGCCCGUUUCUCAGCCUAGAGAAACUCAGAUGUCAUAGACUGACAUUCUCAAUUGUUUGUUACUUCCCUAAUACUGUAUCUAAUUGAAUAUUUCUGGUGGAGUUCCAUUGAUUUUUGUAGGAAUCAAAUCCCUGGAUGGCCCACAUUAAAGUGAUGUGAUGUGGCACUUUUUGCAUUCUCAAGAGACCUGGGUGCCUUCUGCAAUAAAGGGAAGAGCAUUAUCAAAGAAAAAAGUGGGAUCUUGUCUUCCUGGGUUAGAUUCUUCAAGUUUGAUAAUUUCCCUGUUUUGGGUUGGGAUACCCUGAACUGGGUCAGAGGUUACAGGAAGAACA